AUGUGGGAUCGAGAAAGAAAAAGCUGGAUCGUCGUCUUCCUAGGGAACGUCCUGUUGAAUACCGUGAUCGCUUCCCCGAUCUACGUCCCACAAUUUAUUCCAGGAAGUAUAGGAAGGAAUAUCAGGCAUUUGCCAUGCGUGUCUAGAAGAACCGGCGAGACUGGCGUUUGCAUGUUUGCGUUCACGUGCGCGAAAGCGAAUGGCACCCAUCUAGGAACCUGCAUCGAUCGUUUCUAUUUCGGCAGUUGUUGCAAGAUAGACGAAGAACCUGAAAUAUUCCCUCAGGAUAACAGUAUCGACGAUGGACCACCGGCUAGGCCGUUCGUCACGACCUAUGGAUCUAUCGAGAGCAACGAUAUACCCGAGUACUUUUCAAGGCCGAAACCGAUCAACGAGAAGAAACCACCUGGAACGUAUUCGACCGAGGAGACAAUUACCACUACACAAAGUGUUGGCACGCAAUCAACCAUUGUAAAAGAAACGACAAAACUCGUAACUAAAAAGCCAGUAAUGACGAGCAUCGAAACGACUACGAAACCGGUUCGGUUGUCGACCUUUCAAACCGUGCAAAACUCAUCGAAGGGAGAUUCAUCGAGCACAAAAAGUCCGCCGAGAAUCACGAGCAGUACAGUACCAAUGGCGCAAAAACCUUCGAGCACGAUCAUGGAAAUAGCGACGACUACCACGAGCAAAUCAGCAUUGACCUCGUCGAUAACUCAAAGUUAUCCAACGACAUUGGAGGUCGUGACAAAGGCGCCGUCCACCCUGAUGCAAACGUUCACUCAAACGAUUAAACCCGUUACUAAAAAGCCGAUUAAUUCGUCCACGUCUUAUAAACCAAUACACUCGACUACCGUUCAUAGGCCGACGAAUGCAACCACAUCUAAACCCUUUCCACCGUCUACGACCGAACGAACGACCGAAUCGACAACGUCGAAAAUCGUAGCCACCACUACUCAGAGAAUAGUUCCGUUCACGAGGUUCCCACCGCGAAAUUCGACAACCGCGAGACCGAUUACUCACGCCACAACUAGAAAACCUAUUACCACCACUAAGAAACCAGUGACUGGCACCAGUACGAAGAGACCGACGAUUAGCACGAAGAAACCGAGCACGCAUACGAAGAGACCUUCCACUUCUCCAAAACCAUUCGUAAAUUCUACUUCAACCCCCGCAACGACCAAACCUCUUCUGACGUCCAUCAAGCAUCGGCCAACCUUGGCCACGAUCACCGAGGCCGUUUCUCUUUCGACGGAAGCAACUCCUUCUACAACAUCUGGCACGGAAGCCGUGACCGUUCAAAAAUUCACCACCAUCGCGACAACGAGGCCCACGCAAAAAGUCAAACCCACCACGGUCAAACCGACCACUUCGAAGCCAUUGACGACGAUUGCGAGGCCGAAACCAACCAAGAUCCCCGCGUCUACCUCGAAUCCGGUAUCCAAGCCGGUACACGCGACGACGACCACCGAGAAAACGGGACCUUUGUCGUCUGUCCUCGCCACUUCUGCCAUUACGAAACCUAGGCCGACGGUAGAGUCAAAACCCACGAAACCGUUCACCAAGCCCACAACCGAGCCUUCCUCGACCACGACAUCCCCGACUGUGCUUCUUGGUUCCACCGUAACGGAUACCGUAAGUUUCACGUCUUCGUUUUCUACCGACACGACCACCGACGCAACGUCGUCAUACGUGCCUUCGACGAAGCCGCCUAUCGUUAACCAAACCUUGGAGGAAACGUUUCACACCACCUAUUCGCCCGGACUCGUCACAUGGACGUCGAGCUCGGACGACACGACUACAAAGAUUCCAGAUAUAUUUUCGGCAACCACGCCACAAAUUGAUCAAACCGAAAGCGAUUGGACUCCGAUAACUACUCCAGAUGGUUGGAUUAUGAUUCAAUCGCCCACCACCAAAAAACCGCAAACGGUAGAAGAAACGACCGAUAAGCCUAUUCUCGAAUCCACGAUACAAUCCAUCAUGACUUCUGUUAAAUCACCGACAGAAGCUGAUACGGAGCAGGUGACAAAAACACCUACUAUCUUAACAACCUUAUCUACAAUUGCAAGCGUGACGAUAGAUACCGAACUUCCGGUACCGAUGGAAACCCUCAACAUGUCGGAUUAUAAGCAAGUGUGCGGAAGAAGAAUGUUUCCGGAAUCGCGAAUUGUCGGUGGUAUUCGUAGCUCAUUCGGAAAAUGGCCUUGGCAAAUCUCGUUACGACAAUGGAGAACAUCGACGUAUCUGCACAAAUGCGGUGCAGCUUUGCUCAACGAAAAUUGGGCCAUAACUGCAGCCCAUUGCGUCGAAAACGUACCACCUAGCGAUUUAUUGCUAAGGAUCGGCGAACACGAUCUUGCAAACGAAGACGAGCCUUAUGGGUAUCAAGAAAGAAGAGUUCAAAUCGUGGCCAGCCAUCCGCAAUUCGAUCCUCGCACCUUCGAAUACGAUCUUGCGUUGUUGAGAUUCUACGAACCUCUAUUACCAUUUCAACCGAACGUUCUUCCUAUUUGUUUACCCGAUGAUGACGAAACUUACGUUGGUCGUACUGCUUACGUCACUGGCUGGGGUCGACUUUAUGACGAGGGCCCAUUGCCAUCUACUCUGCAAGAAGUGGCGGUGCCAGUGAUCAAUAAUACAAUGUGCGAAGUUAUGUACAGAAACGCUGGAUACAUCGAGCAUAUUCCACACAUAUUCAUUUGUGCCGGUUGGAAAAAUGGAGGAUUUGAUUCGUGCGAGGGUGAUAGUGGAGGACCAAUGGUAAUUCGAAGAGCACGCGAUAAACGAUGGAUCCUUGCCGGAGUUAUCAGCUGGGGAAUUGGAUGUGCCGUGCCCAACCAACCAGGAGUUUAUACGCGUAUCUCCGAGUUUCGAGAGUGGAUAAAUCAAAUUCUUCAAUUCUGAGUUGAAGUUCUAUCCCUUUUGAAAUUGAUGCUCGGUGAAAACUGCGCGAGGGGACACGAAUUAGAAUUCGAUUCUAAUAGAAUUUCGAAAGAAAAAUAUAGGUUGAAUAUAGUGAGAAAAGUUUACGCAUGUACAUAAUAUAUUUUAUACAAAUUGCAUGCAAAUUUUAGUUUUUCUUAAGGAAAACUUUGCAUGUAAUGGAUAUUAAGAGAAAAAGAGGGACGAGAAAGAUACGAGGCGUUAUACGUACUCGCCUGUAAUAUAUUUUCCAUAAAAUUUUAUCAAACACGAAAUCAAAUGAUAAGACAUACGUUUUGUAUUACGCGAUAUCAUUACUAAUGGAGUAAUGGAUUUUGGAGUCGAUCGUAUCAAUGGUUUACUACUGUGUAUAUGUGCUACAUAAUUUCAAAUGCAAGAGAUUAUGCACGCAAAGUGAACAAGUAACGCCAUCUCUCAUUAUACAAUUAAAUCUCGAACAAUCUCGAUCGACAAAAUAGCGUUCUACGAUAUCAACAAAUAUUAUAUAAUUACGUGUUAUCGAUAAAAUUAUAUCAAUACUUUUGGAUUAUUUUAUUUUUGAUUCUCGUUAUUAUAUCGU
This is a messenger RNA of Apis laboriosa (Himalayan honeybee), 3502 nucleotides long. RefSeq names its product serine proteinase stubble (gene Np). The transcript has 10 exons. Gene Ontology annotation, molecular function: serine-type endopeptidase activity. Gene Ontology annotation, biological process: acrosome reaction; proteolysis. The record is from RefSeq and is a predicted model, not a curated record. Bases 1 to 2904 code for a protein of 967 amino acids. Lineage: Eukaryota; Metazoa; Arthropoda; Insecta; Hymenoptera; Apidae.